AUGAACUACACCACUCCCUUGAUUCGAAGAAGAUUACCGAGUAGUGCUUCUGUCGCUCGUUCUGCUGGUCGGAGAGUCCUCCUGCGAACAUUCUCAACGCAAACCAACGAACCGGGCCCUGCCGCGACGACACAAAAAUCGUCCUCUCGCGCGACACCUAUAUCCAAGGCUCCGAGGCAUGAAGUACAUGAAGGCACAGAGUCUAUAAGCAUACCCUUUAAUCCACCUGGAGCGGGCAGUGGACCGAAUAUUGGAGGCUCGGGCAGCAACAUUCAAAUUACACGUUCUGCGUUGGUCGAUGCUGCUCUGACUACUGUAAUUGGUCUCGGGAUGGUUUUCAUUGGGGGUAUCGGGUAUUUGGCGUGGUAUAAGAAGAAUGUAUUGGACAAGAUUGAGCUCGCGUUUGCUCCGGGAUAUGACCCAGCAUUGGAAGUCGCGAAAAACCAUCUCAAGAAAGCAAGUUCAAAGGCAGAUGACGACGAAGAUUCUUUGUGGACAGAACACUUUCGACGAGUAGAGCAAGAUGCAGUCGACCGCGCGAUAAAAGGCGAAGACUCCGGUCAUUAUUGUGUUCUUCUUGGUCCCAAGGGUUCUGGGAAGGGUACUAUGAUAUUUGACGCCAUGAAUACUAUUCAAGCAGACGGCGUUGCUAUGUGUGAAGCUCAUCCUGAUCUGGAAGUGUUUCGGCUACGACUCGGGAAAGCACUCAACUUCGAGUUUCAUGAAGACUCUCAAACGGGCUUGUUCCAAAGACGAGAUCCGCGGGAAGGUGGUCCGGCUCUCGAUAUUGAAAGAGCUCUGAAUAAACUCGAAAAAGUUGCUCUCCGAUGCGUCCAACGCAGAGGAAAACCUCUGGUACUUGUUAUAAACAAUGUACACUUUUUCAGAAAUGACGACGACGGGCGCAACAUGAUCCUGCAACUCCAGCAGCGAGCAGAAUCUUGGGCUGCAAGUGGUAUUCUGACAUUGGUAUUUACGCUUGACGACUUCUGGCCUUUCUAUGUUAUGCGGAAAAAUGCUAGUAGAAUGCAUGCAAGUCUAUUCUCCUCACCGUACGCCCUCACUGCUCUACGCCGGUUGCGUUCAGACGCAAGACACAACGUGGAAGAUCUUGAGGAGCUCAAUGCCGCGAUCUCAAGUGUUGGAGGGCGACUCUCGUUUCUGAAUGUGCUUGCACGUUCCAAAGACCUCGGCGAGGCAGUUAAACGUUUGCUGAGCGUUGAGAAGGCGUGGUUGCUAAGCCAGAUCGGGCUCAUCACGGACUGUGAUGAUGAUGUAAUGGAUGAGCAAAAAUGGAGUUCUUGCUCGUGGCUCCUACUGCAGGAGUUUGUCAAGCUGAGGCUUGAACAGGAACGAGAGCUUGAAGAGUCCGGCAAGGGCAGUCUAGAGGAAUUGCCCUUGCCCGUUAUACCUUAUUGGCAAUGCAGGCAGAUAAUGACCCGUGCUGAUUUCCUCGAAGAACUCGAUCGGAAAAACAUUAUUGCUAUCGAUGCUAACCAUGACGUGCGGCCUGACUCAAUGCUGAUCUUAUUGGCAGCAAAAGAAGUCGUAGGCAAAGAUGGCUUCGAAGAAAGUCUGACUAGCGUGAGGGACCGUAUCGACGAUAUUGAGAGUCUACAUCGUACCCGAGAAUUGACGUUCAAGGACCUGGGCAAGGGCGAUAGGAUCCGGCUGGUCGUCGACAAGGGAGGUGCAGAGCUUUGGGAGGCCCGCUCUUCCCAUUAA
Messenger RNA from Marasmius oreades (fairy-ring Marasmius), 1725 nucleotides. RefSeq lists its product as uncharacterized. The transcript is spliced from 16 exons. The coding region runs from base 1 to 1725 and encodes 574 amino acids. The record is from RefSeq and is a predicted model, not a curated record. Lineage: Eukaryota; Fungi; Basidiomycota; Agaricomycetes; Agaricales; Marasmiaceae.